AAAUAGAUUUGGAUUCUCCAAGGCACUCCAAGGUGACAUUAUGAUUUAAAAGCACUGACACAACCGCAAGCAUUACUUCAGUCUUAAUUUAACCGUCUUUACUGCGUCUUAAAUAUUUUCGAUUUGCAAUUAAUUACAAUAUAUAUAUACUGACAAAAAAAUUAGCAUCUACAGAUCAUUGAGGAAGGAAAACAAACAAACUUGAAGAGUGCGGUACUCCUCGUAUAAUAAAAUUAACUUGUUCGAUUUUAUUAGAAAAGAAAAAUAUACAUUUUAAGAAAACAUUAAUAGUACAAAAUAUAAAUACCAAAAAAUCAUAAAGAAUGAAUACCAAAUUACUUUUGUGUAUUUUUUUUAUUUUCUUACUCAACGACAUUGAAGCUGCAUAUAAAGGGAACACUAGUUUUGUUAAUGAUAUAGACGGAGUAGGAAUUUUAGACAGUCAUCCUUGUUGUGUAUGUUGUUUGUCUAUUAAUGUAAAAGACAAAAGUCAAUGUGGUAGUGAUUGCGAUUGCUGCGUGGCAGUUAGAGAUUGUCAGCCAUGUUGUUGCUGUUGCACAAAUGAAAGCGAUUGUACAGAUUGUUAUGGCGUGAAUUGUGCAAGUGCUGAUUGUAAUCCCGAAUCUGGAUAUUACGAAGGAUGUUAGUAAAAAAAAUAACUUUCCAAUGCAAAAGAUAAAACUAAGAAAAUAAAAAUUGUAAACAUAUUCUAGAUAUGAAAUAUAUACUUUUUAUAAAAA
This is a messenger RNA of Leptopilina heterotoma, 740 nucleotides long. RefSeq lists its product as uncharacterized. The transcript is spliced from 2 exons. The coding region runs from base 324 to 647 and encodes 107 amino acids. The record is from RefSeq and is a predicted model, not a curated record. Lineage: Eukaryota; Metazoa; Arthropoda; Insecta; Hymenoptera; Figitidae.